Fimicolochytrium jonesii is the source of this 628-nucleotide messenger RNA. RefSeq lists its product as uncharacterized. The record is from RefSeq and is a predicted model, not a curated record. The transcript is spliced from 4 exons. NCBI's taxonomy places the organism in Eukaryota, Fungi, Chytridiomycota, Chytridiomycetes, Spizellomycetales, Powellomycetaceae. The coding region runs from base 175 to 609 and encodes 144 amino acids.
UUAAAAGCUUUUCGAGUUUACACCCCUACAUACAUACGUGCCCUACCCACCUUUGCUGAGGCUCUAAUCGACGAAUACCCGUCCUGUUUAACCUGAAUACGAUAGUCUACCCAAAACGCUCGACGAACUCUGCAAUAGAAGCCGAACCUCAACAUCCCCAUCAAGCUUUCCCCGAUGGCAAGAAGUGCGGGGCGUCGGCCUCCUUCUUCUGGUGCAUUGGUCAAACUCACCGGAACCUUCAUCUACACCGACGGGUCGCAAUAUGGUACCAACGGGUUCAGCGGUUUCGGCCAACGCACCCGCAACGGACUGGGGACGUAUCGGUGUGAGAAGACCGGGGUGGUGUAUGAAGGUAUGUGGAGCGGGGAUGCGAUGGCGGGGAGGGGGCGGAUGACUUAUCCUGAUGGCUCUACAUAUGAGGGAAACUGGCUCAACUCAAAAUACAACGGCGAAGGCACCUACACCUUCCCCGAUGGGGCAAAAUAUUCGGGCGAGUGGACGGACGGGCGGAUGAAUGGCGCGGGGGUGUUUUUGGAUAAGAUGGGGAGGAGGUGGGUUGGGGUUAGUGUUAAUGGCGUGGGGGCGGAUUUCGCGCCUGAUAUUGUUUGAGAAAUGGGGGAUUUGGAGG